UCAAAAAAAAAUCCACCGCUGCCAGAGACACUGAUCUGAGGUCACGUAUGGGACGGUGAGAAGGCAAUCAUGCCUGUGCAAUUGGCGAAGUAAAAUUAAAAAAUCAACAACAACGCCAGCGAGAAAGAUUUGGCACCGCUGGCAGGAGUAUCACAUUCAGGUUUCGGUGCGGUAAAGCAUAAUUAUACAGUACCGACGCUUCACUUCGGACUACAUUGCUGUUGUAAGUUAAAGUCGUUCUUUCGAUCAUUCACCUGCCAGCACAGUGUCAGUAUCGAAGGACAUAUCCAGCCUAGCGUUUACCAACCUUGCAGUACUCAAACCAGCCGCAGUGAGAGUGAGAGUGAGAGCAGCAGUGACGUACAUGUAGAUCCAGUGCUCAUACAACGAUCAACACAGGCGACACUGAACGCCGGUGCCGGUGAGAAUGGGAGGUGGCGGGUCGCAGAUAGCACCGUUGCCUGCUCCGCAUGGCCAGUCGCUGCCAGCAGUCAUGCAACCAUCGGAGGUACCCGAGCUAAUGGCCCAACCAAAGCCAACCAAAGCAAGCCUUCACGCGGCAAGGACACCAAAGAUCGACGAGGACAGUAUACCACGUCAGCCAGUGAUCAUGAACCUGGAGCACGGCGUGGUGUGCAGUCACGUUAAGACAACAGAGCCUAGCACGGACGUGCCGGCUGCAGCCACGGCACCGAGCUCGACGCGGCCGCCUCGAAGCCAGCCCGUUGCCACGACAACGACGGACGGCAGACCGGCAGCAGCACGACGGUCACGGACAACAAACAACAUGUACUACCACGCGCGGAUCACUACUACUACUACUCGUGAUGGUGUUGAACAAAUAGAGCCACACAAGCUCCUGAAAGUCGUCCGUGGUCCGCGCAAGGCCAGCGGUCGGAAGCUUCACUUCAUCAUGGCCAAAGGCGAAGUGGAUUCUCCAGCCGAUAUCAUCAGGUCUCCAUCGACGAUGCCACAAGGAAAGGGCUACCAGUGGCCGGAGUCGUUCAGGGAUGCGUCGAAGCGACACUUCGUGCUUACAUUCUCUAACCAAGAAGACAUAGCUGAACUGGAAGACUCGCUGGCAUUGGAUCAACUGGCAUCGGUGUCCGGAUCGGACGUGAAUAUACUGGGAACGAACGAUGACGGUGGAAGCUUGCGACUUGCCCUGCGAGGGACGACGACAGUGGGUGAUGUCAAGGCCCAGCUAGCCAUACACUUUCUCCAGUCCGCACAGCAUCUGGAGCUGCACUUCGAAGGUGUUAACGAGCCGCUGAGCGAUGUACUUGUGGUUAGUAGCCUGGCAGAUGCAGCCAGUGGGAACUGGGACACUUUCCUUGUCCUUCUGAGCGAGCUGUGAUGCACUUCCACGCGGUUAGCAAAGCUUCUCCUGCUGGUUGCAAGUCUCGGAAGACAGAAGAAUGAGCGCAGCCCCGUAGCACGCUAAGCAGUGUGCCACAAAUGCACCGUUAUUUUAACUUAUUAUAUACUCUACAGACCAAGCAUACAUUGGUGACAGUUCAAAAAAUAAUUAUAUCGGUAUCCAGUAUAUGCUGCUAUAGAAGUAUACUUGUUUGCAAAGGCUGGUGUUAUCAUCCCAGUACUACCAUAGUACUCCAUUACAGGAGCAAGAAGGCAUUUUACUACUGAAACCUGCUCGUGAAUAUGUGCUCAUCUACACAUGGUGACCAGUGAUGCCACUGGUACCAACAGGUUUCUGUGAAGUCUGUUUUAAAGAGCAUAUAAUUAUGAAUACUAUUUAUCCACAUGCCGGCAUAUCCCCCCACUGCCACAUUUUGACCAUUGAGUAUUUACGUGGCACCGCAUUUUGGUUCCAGUAGAACCUCAUUUAUCCGCAUAAAAAUUAUCCGGAACCUCACUUGCCCAGACUGCCAUUUUUCCAGGGCUAUGAGUGCAGCCGAUUUUGAAAGUUUUUCUUUCUUUCUUUAUCUUUAAAAAAAGAAAGAAAUAACAUAAGGAGAGGAAAUCGGUACCGUUGGUCAGUGUCGUGCAAUAUCUUUUUUUCCCUGCAAUUCCCAAGUGUGUCAAUAUUUUCAACAAAAUGUAGCCAUGAGGUGUCCUUCAAAAGAUUGUGAUGGUUUUCUUCCAA
Sycon ciliatum is the source of this 2107-nucleotide messenger RNA. RefSeq lists its product as uncharacterized. The transcript has 7 exons. The coding region runs from base 428 to 1357 and encodes 309 amino acids. The record is from RefSeq and is a predicted model, not a curated record. NCBI's taxonomy places the organism in Eukaryota, Metazoa, Porifera, Calcarea, Leucosolenida, Sycettidae.